Bacidia gigantensis is the source of this 1347-nucleotide messenger RNA. RefSeq lists its product as uncharacterized. The coding region runs from base 1 to 1347 and encodes 448 amino acids. The transcript has 6 exons. Lineage: Eukaryota; Fungi; Ascomycota; Lecanoromycetes; Lecanorales; Ramalinaceae. The record is from RefSeq and is a predicted model, not a curated record.
AUGGGAGCUGGUGCGCCCAAUGGCGAUACUCAAAACCAGGGCUAUUUACGCUCGCAACACCCCUAUGUCUACCGGAUCGGCUGGCUCGUCCUCUGGGCGUGGGCCGAAUGUGGCAAAUCGCUAUCCAUCAUAUUCGCGCAAUGGCCUUCGAUGCACGAUCCCAUCAAAUACCUUCUCAACGUCGCCGACCAUCAUGAAGCAGACACACUGACGGAGAAGUGGGUCCAGGGGAAGCUGCAAGAACUCCAGUAUGUUGGAUUAAGUGGUGCUCUGGUGACUGGCACCAUCGCCUCCGCCUUCUCGUGGUUCUCAGUGCCAGAUGAUCCUUGGAGCACACAAGCAUGCUGGACAAGUGCGCUGCUCCUGGGUUUCACAGCCAUAGCCGUCGCGACACAACAGACUAUUGGACUCGCUCGUUUGUGUAGCUGUGAAGAUGGCUGGCUCAAGGUCCGUUGUCUGCUAGGCGAGAAGAAUCCAUUCUACGGAAGCCAGGACAAGCGUCCGUAUUUCAGUCAUCACCGGAUGCAUCGUGAAGACCGAGUGAGGAUGAAGAAGAGUCAACUUUGGAUUUGGCAGACGCCAGUGAUGCUCCUGAACUUCGCCAUAUUGCUGUUUGUUGUUGGUCUCAUGAUAGCCAUCUUUGUGCGGGCGUCGAGAACUCACUGGGACUGGUCGAAGGGCCAGAUACAGAUCGCAAUAUUCUUUGGCUGUGCCGUUUUCUUCUCGGGGACGAACUAUCUGAUCUGCUGGAUAUGCUUGAAUGCAGGAUCAUUACAGUCAGAAUCAGAGCGCAUUGAUACUGUGUACAUCAUCCCGCCAGAAACGGAAGACUACACGGACGCGUUGAUCGAGUUCGUGGACUUGGCGGUGGAUGUGUAUGGCGUUAAACGGGGUGGGGAUGCAGAUAACUACAAAGGCCCGCAAUACGUGCACACCAUCAAAAACGAAGGCAAGAUCUACUCUGCGUGCGGAGAUGGCAAGAUCCCGUUUGUCAGCACGAAGGACAUUGCGGCCGUGGCGUUCAGGGCGCUUACGGACGAGAAAGCGUGGAAUACUGACGUGAGGGUUCUGGGUGGGGAAUUACUGAGUCUGGACGAUGUGGCAGCAAAAUUCACCAAAGCACUAAACAAGCCAGUCGAGCAUGUGAAGCUUUCGGAGAAGGAAAUGGGCAAUUUGUAUAGGGAGACGGGGAUGCCGGGGCAUAUUGCAGAUCUGAUUGCGUGGAUGGAGGCGUACUCGGCGACGGGAGUGGAGGAGAGGAUGAGUGAUACGGUGGAGAAAGUGACGGGAAGGAUGCCGGUGCGGUUUGAGGAGAUGAUUGAGGAGAGUAGGGAGGUUUGGUUGUAG